UUGGAUGCGUACAGAGAAAGUUAUGUAGGAGUUAGCAAAAUUUUGCAUGUUCGAGAUGUCAUACUAUACUGAAAAUAAAACGAUAGCAGACAGUGUCCAACUACGUUAUCUACUGCUUUUCCGAUCAGAAUUUAGAUACCGUUAAUAUCAUUGACGAAGGUCAUUUGUUUUCUCUUGUUUACAAAUGCCUACCGGUUCAGCGUGUUUAUGUACGAAGAAAAAAUUUGAAGGGAAAGCGCGGGAUUAUAGCAUAUGUUGGUGUGUUGUGUAUGAGCAUUGAAUAUGAGUGCUAGCGAGGCUGUGUUAAAAUAUUUACGGGACCAAAAUCGCCCGUACAGCGCAAAUGAUAUCUUUAUGAACCUUCAUAAAGAAUUUGGAAAAACUGCUAUACAAAAAGCACUUGAUGAAUUAACUGAAAAAGGAAAACUUAAGGAGAAAAUAUAUGGGAAACAGAAGGUGUAUGCCGUUGAGCAAGUUCAGGAAGGAAACAGUGAAGAUAUGAAUAAGGAACUUAGUGAUUUAGAUAAGGAAAUUGCGAAGGUAUCUGAUGAACUGCAAUCAGCUGAGCAGCAGCUUCGUGCGCACGAGUCACUGCUUCAAAAAUUACUUACUACGUUGACAACAGAAGAUGCUGUGAAGGAAAAGAGCGUACUGGAGGAGAAAGUUUCAAAACUGACCGAGAAACUAGAACAGCUUUCGAAAAAUGCCGUACCCAUUUCCAAAAAGGAACGAGAUAAAAUUGUGAAUUUACGUGACAAAAAUGUGAAGGAAUGGAGGAAACGAAAAUCGCUUUGUAUGGAUAUUGUGAACUCUAUACUUGAAGGUUAUCCUAAAGACAAGAAAUCCCUGUUAGAAGAAAUAGGCAUUGAAACUGAUGAAGAUGCAGGAGUCUCUUUGUCGUGUUUCUGAUCUAAAUAGCAAGUCGUUUGUUCCUUUUUCCUGAGGUUUAUGAAAAAUAUCAGUUCAAACUUAAUGGAAUCGUGUUGCAGUGAACAGAUUCCAUUGUAUAUCACCACUCAUAUCAGUGGAUUGUAGAGAAGUAACGAUCAGUUGUUAGUUAUUAAACGAUUGCUAAUGAUGUG
Messenger RNA from Schistocerca gregaria, 1082 nucleotides. Its product is annotated as homologous-pairing protein 2 homolog. Gene Ontology annotation, molecular function: recombinase activator activity; double-stranded DNA binding. The transcript has a single exon. The record is from RefSeq and is a predicted model, not a curated record. The coding region runs from base 283 to 909 and encodes 208 amino acids. Gene Ontology annotation, cellular component: condensed nuclear chromosome; DNA recombinase auxiliary factor complex. Gene Ontology annotation, biological process: meiotic strand invasion involved in reciprocal meiotic recombination; meiotic joint molecule formation; homologous chromosome pairing at meiosis. NCBI's taxonomy places the organism in Eukaryota, Metazoa, Arthropoda, Insecta, Orthoptera, Acrididae.